GGGGUGCUGUCUAGCUUCCGGUUUCUGGGUGAAAUUGACACACAAUGAGGAGUCGGGAUCAACCUCACCGAACGCCGCUGUAAAUAAAAUAGAAUAAGAACCGAAGAUAGGGUAUCAUGGAUAAUCAGUGCACAGUGCAGGUGAAGCUGGAGCUGGGCCAUCGAGCCCAGCUGAGGAAGAAGGUGACGACGGAGGGCUUCACGCACGACUGGAUGGUGUUCGUGCGGGGGCCGGAGAUGGGGGACAUCCAGCACUUCGUGGAGAAGGUUGUGUUCCGGCUGCACGAGAGCUUCCCCAAACCCAAGAGAGUGCGGAAGGAGCCACCGUAUAAAGUGGAGGAGUCUGGGUACGCGGGGUUCCUCAUGCCAAUUGAGGUAUACUUCAAAAAUAAGGAGGAGCCGAAGAAGGUGUGCUUCAACUACGACCUGUUCCUCAACCUGGAGGGGAACCCGCCCGUCAAUCACCUGCGGUGCGAGAAACUCACCUUCAACAACCCCACCAGCGAAUUCAGACACAAGCUGCUCAAAGCUGGAGGGGUUAUGGUGGUCCCCGAGGGCUCGGAGUCCGUGUCCCGGCCCAGCCCCGACUACCCCAUGCUUCCCACAAUCCCGCUGUCCGCCUUCUCCGACCCCAAGAAGACCAAGCACUCCCACGGGUCAAAGGAGACCAGUAAAGACAGCGGUGGCGGUAACAGUAAGGGCCCGCGGCCUCACAAAGUGACCAAGGAGCACCGGGAGCGUCCGCGGAAGUACUCCGAGAGCAAGACCACCGCGUCCAAGGGCGACGGCGACCGCGAGCGCGACGGCGGGAGCAACAGCAGCAAGCCGGCCCGCGACCCGGCCUCUUCCUCCUCCUCCUCGUCCUCCUCGUCCUCCUCCAAGAAGCCCGGGGAGGCCAAGGUGAAGGAGGAGAGCAAGGCCCCGCCCAAGGCCGCCUUCAAGGAGCCCAAGCUCACGCUGAAGGAGGCCAAGAUGGAGGGCAUGUCCCCCAAGGGAGGCGGGGCGGGCGGAGGGGGAGGGGGCGGGGCGGGGGGGGGCCCGCCCGAGUCCAAAGCCCCCAGCAAGCGCCCCCCCGCCGUGGAGUCCCCGAAACCCAGCGUCAAAAAGCCGAAGAAGGGGGCAGGGUCCGAGGGGUCGAAGGUCGCGGGAGGAGGUGGCGGGGCGUUCACCGGCACCUCCCCUCGCAUCUCCUCCUCCUCCUCUUCCUCGGCCCCCCCUGCUGGCGCCGACAAGAAACCGGCCAAGGAGAAGGGCCGCUGGGUCAAGGUCAAGUCCGAGAUGGCCGAGGUGAAGGAGCACAAGAAGCCCCCGGAGUCGGAGGAGUCCAACUCGGAGGACGAGGCCUCGUCCAAAUCUGAGUCGGCCCCCUCCAGCCCCUCCAACUCCAGCAGCAGCUCAGACUCCAGCUCGGACUCGGACUUCGAGCCCACGCAGAAGCAAGGCCAAGGCCCCCUGCGCUCCAUGGUCGAGGACCUGCAGUCGGAGGAGUCCGACGACGACGACAGCAGCUCGGAGGAGGAGACGCACGUCAAGACGAACCCGCCAAACCGCGACUCCCGUAUGAGCCUGGACAGUGAGAGUGACAGCAGUGAUGGUUCCCAUCGGCCUGUUCGAGACCCUCCUCCCCCACCACAGAAACACAACUCCUCCAAUAACAAGAUGUCUGGGAGGAAAAGUCCUGAGCCGUGCAGCAGGUCUGAGAAGAUGCUAAAGAAGGGGUACGACAAGGCCUACACAGAGGAACUGGUGGAACUCCACCGCAGACUGAUGGCUCUGAGAGAGCGCAACAUUCUACAGCAGAUUGUGAAUCUUAUUGAAGAGACCGGCCACUUCAACGUCACCAACACCACCUUUGACUUUGACCUCUUUUCAUUGGACGAGUCAACUGUCCGUAAACUACAGAGCUACCUGGAAGCCACUGCCACGUGACAGGAAGUUCCUGUGGGGGGAAAAGGGGGCGGGGUUUUCUCCUCCUCAUCCCGCCUAUGUGUAGAGCAGGGUGAGUGGGGGAGAAUCUGAGUGGCUAAACUGCCUGGGUGUGUUGGAGAAGAGGAGGUUUUUGGGGGGGGGGGGGCCGGUGGGGUGCCCCUGUCGGGACUCCUCACCUUGGCAGGUGCACCUGGACCGGACCGGACUGGACCGCGAGCGGACUCGUGUUCGGACCUGAGGGUCUGUGUGCUGCACUGUGGAACUCAGCUACUCUCUCUCCCCCCUCCCACUCCGUCCCGCCCCCCCCCACCCCCCAGCCCUCUGCUGCACCCCCCUCUUCUGCUCCCAGCAGGAGUCUAUUUUUUCUGUAAGGAAUAUCCUUCAGACCCCCUGUUUGCAUGUCUGUCUGUUUGUGUGGAGAACGGGGUCAGCGGUGGGCCGAUGUGGGG
Messenger RNA from Anguilla anguilla (European eel), 2377 nucleotides. RefSeq names its product MLLT1 super elongation complex subunit a (gene mllt1a). Gene Ontology annotation, biological process: regulation of DNA-templated transcription. Lineage: Eukaryota; Metazoa; Chordata; Actinopteri; Anguilliformes; Anguillidae. The record is from RefSeq and is a predicted model, not a curated record. Gene Ontology annotation, cellular component: super elongation complex.